AUGGCACCGUCAUUUCUUCGAGAAAACCGAUUUGUUCGGCAUUUUACUCCUCGGUUGGCACUCUCCGUCGCUCUGAUUGCCCUGUCCACCUUCAACUAUGGCUUUGAUAACCAGGGGAUUGCUACAAGUCAAGCAAUGCUGGCAUAUAAGAAGCAAUUUGGAGACUUUAACCCAGAGACCAACACAUAUGCCAUACCCACCUACUACCUGUCUCUUCUUAACAGCCUCAACUUCAUCGGGUUCGCUUUUGGUCUUUACAUCGGAAGCAUCAUCAGUGCUCGCUAUGGUCGCAGAAUGUCCAUGUUUUGCAUGUCCCUUUGGGCUAUGAUGUCCGCGACAGUGCUCAUCUCGGCCACAACGAGAGGGCAAGUCCUCGCGGGUCGCAUCCUUAACUACACAUAUAUAGGCAUGGAACUCUCUACCUGUCCUCCAUUUCAAGCCGAGAUUGUCCCUGCCCCCAUCCGAGGCUUCGCUGUUGGAACAUAUCAAACCAGCUUGUUGCUCGGCGGUGUCAUCAUCAACAGCGUCUGCCGUGGCACAAGCGGGCUUUCGAGCAACGCAGCCUGGAGAAUUCCGAUGGGUCUCUUCUAUCUCGUCCCGGUGACAGUCGCAUCAUGCGUCUGGUUCAUCCCGGAAUCCCCUCGAUGGCUAGUGCUCCAGGAUAGGGAGGAAGACGCUCUCCGGUCUCUGCAAACACUCCGCGGCUCCGACCCAUCUUACAAUGCCCUUGAGGAUCUUGAGCUACUGCGGCUCUCCCUUGUAGAGGAGCACAACAAAGGGCGGUAUUCUGACCUUUUUCGAGGCACCAACCGAAGACGCACACUUGUUGCCAUGGGCAUGAACUUCUUCAUCCAAGCCACAGGAUCACCAUUCACCGCUGCGUACGGGACGCUCUUUGUCCAAUCCAUCGGCUCCAUCAAUCCCUUUAAUUAUUCCAUCAUGAGCUCCUGCAUCAACUUCACCUGCUGUCUAAUCGGAAUCUCGAUUACGGACAAGGUUGGUCGUCGUCCAAUCCUCAUGGCCGGCUCAGUUCUCCAGGUGAUCUGGCUAUUCACCAUGGGAGGCAUCGGAACGUCGGCGAAUCCCUCGCUUGUUCAAAAACAAGUCAUAGUAGCUGCUACAGCUCUAUCAUCGGCCAGUUUGUGUUUCAGCUGGGAUCCCAUGAACUACAUUGUUACGACGGAACUUCCAGCGUCGCGAUUACGAGACAAGACCCAGAGAGUUGCCUCCAUUGUUAAUAUUGUGACCAACUUUCUCUUUUCUUUCUUUACUCCGUAUUUACUCAAUGCGCCAUACGCAAAUUUGAAGUCCAAAGUGGGCUUCAUAUUCGGAGCUCUAGCCAUAUGCUCCUUCUUCUUUGCAUAUUUCUGUGUUCCAGAGAUGAAGGGACGGAGUUUGGAGGAAAUUAACGAAAUGUUUGACAAAAACAUACCGACUAGACAAUUCGGUAGCUACGUGCUGGAACACAGGGUUAGCGACAAGGCAGACGUGAUUGAGAUGGAGAAGACGCCCGCUGAUAAAUUUGGAGGCAUCCCUGAGAUAUAG
Trichoderma aggressivum f. europaeum is the source of this 1545-nucleotide messenger RNA. RefSeq lists its product as uncharacterized. The transcript has 3 exons. Gene Ontology annotation, biological process: carbohydrate transport; transmembrane transport. Gene Ontology annotation, cellular component: membrane. Lineage: Eukaryota; Fungi; Ascomycota; Sordariomycetes; Hypocreales; Hypocreaceae. Gene Ontology annotation, molecular function: carbohydrate:proton symporter activity. The record is from RefSeq and is a predicted model, not a curated record. The coding region runs from base 1 to 1545 and encodes 514 amino acids.